UGCCGGCGGCGCAGGCGCAGUGGUGUCGCGGCCUGGUCGGGUUCCGGCACGGCAGGCGGCGAAGGGGAGCUCAAGGGGAGGCUGCGCCGGGUCGGCCGCCGCCGCCAUGCCGGGCACGCUGGAGGUGCCCUCGCUGGAGGAGCUCGAGGUGCCGCAGGUGAACGUCAGCUCGGCAGUCCUGAAAGCCGCAGCCCACCAUUAUGGUUCGCAGUGUGACAAGUCGAACAAGGAGUUCAUGCUUUGCCGCUGGGAGGAGAAGGAUCCCCGGAAGUGCUUAAAAGAGGGCAAGGAAGUCAACCAGUGUGCCCUGCAGUUCUUCAGGCAAGUCAAGCUGCACUGCGCGGAGCCCUUCACCCAGUACUGGACCUGCAUCGACUACACCAAGCUGCAGGAGCUUCGCCACUGCCGGCAGCAGCAGCAGCUCUUUGACGAAUGCGUGCUGGAGAAGCUGGGCUGGGUGAGACCCGACUUGGGGCAGCUGUCCAAGGUCACCAAAGUGAAGACUGACCGGCCUUUGCCUGACAACCCGUACCAUUCCAGGCCAAAACCACCUCCCAACCCUCCUGUCGAAGGGGAGCUGAAGCCCGCUCGCUACGGCAGCCGGAUGUAUUUCUGGAACCAGUGAAAGGAGGUGGCUGGGGAGGGGACACCGCCUCCUCCGAACAAUAACGGGAACUUCUGGUCCAGUCUAGAUGGCCCUUCUCUGGUGUGUGUGGGAUGCCAUCUGUAUUGGGUGGUAAUUAAAAUAUACUACUGACAUGG
Molecule: messenger RNA, 762 nt
Organism: Hemicordylus capensis (graceful crag lizard)
Lineage: Eukaryota; Metazoa; Chordata; Lepidosauria; Squamata; Cordylidae
Gene: NDUFA8
Product: NADH:ubiquinone oxidoreductase subunit A8
Exons: 4
Coding region: 107-625 (172 amino acids)
Biological process (GO): mitochondrial electron transport, NADH to ubiquinone
Source: RefSeq, a predicted model, not a curated record